This is a messenger RNA of Dentiscutata erythropus, 177 nucleotides long. Lineage: Eukaryota; Fungi; Glomeromycota; Glomeromycetes; Diversisporales; Gigasporaceae. The record is from the annotation of a GenBank genome assembly.
AUGAUUGAUGAAAUCGAACAUAAAACAAUUUUACCAGAAUUUCAUCUGAAUUUACUUCGUCUGAAGAAUUUGAGAUUUUAUAUUUCAUCUUUUGCGGGUUUAAGUUCUUAUGAAGCUAUUAGUCCAGAAAUAAUGACACUAAACUCAAAAAUUGCAAUUCCUGGUAUUCCUUGGUAA